GCUGCUCGCUGUGUCACUGGGAACAGCGAUCCCCCAGCACUGCCGCUGACACUUCUGGGAAAGGAUCCCGGGCCUCUUUCCUGGGAAAGCCUCGAAAAGCCACCGUGCCCCUGGCAGCGAUGCCCGAGUGAUGUGCUAGAGAAGAGCGAGACGAGGAGGAACGCGAGGAUGAGGCUGGAGCUGUCCUGGCCUCUCCUGGGGCUCCUGCUCUGUGCAGGCCUGUCUGCCAGUGAAGAAUUCCUGGUGGAGAUUUCGGGCACCACGGUGACAAUCACGUGUCCCUUGACCGAAGGGAACAUAGACUGGAAGUCAACUGGGGGAAAAACGGGCACCAGCAACAACACAAAGUACAUUAUAACGGACCAUGACAGCUCUCCUGCCAACCUGAGCUGUUCUGACAGCAGUGAGAAGAGGUACCUGUACCUGAAUGCCAGAGUGUGUGCCAGCUGCGCGGAGCUGGAUGUCCUGACGGUCACGGGGAUCAUUGCUGCGGAUCUCCUCAUCACCCUGGGGGUGCUGAUCCUGGUCUACUACUUCAGCAAAGACAGGAAGGGGCGAGCGAGCUCCAGUCCUGCCCCUCGGCCACGAGGUCAGAAGAUGCAGCGCCCUCCCCCCGUUCCAAACCCGGACUAUGAGCCCAUCCGGAAAGGCCAGCGGGAAGUGUAUGCAGGCCUGGAACCCAGGGGGUUCUGAAAUUCCCAGGAUGGCAGGCUGGCAGCCAUGGAAGCCAGCAGCACAGGGGCUAAACGCUGCUGCCCAGCUCAGUGCCAGCUCUGCAGCCCUGCUGAGGCAUUUUGGGGUAAGCCAGGUCAGGCACCCCCUGUCCCACCCUGGUGUGUGCUUUGGUUUGACCCCAGGAACAGAAACGUGCAAUUGGCAAGAGAAG
This is a messenger RNA of Myiozetetes cayanensis, 886 nucleotides long. Its product is annotated as T-cell surface glycoprotein CD3 epsilon chain. Gene Ontology annotation, molecular function: transmembrane signaling receptor activity. The record is from RefSeq and is a predicted model, not a curated record. The transcript is spliced from 5 exons. Gene Ontology annotation, cellular component: external side of plasma membrane; alpha-beta T cell receptor complex; membrane. Bases 169 to 693 code for a protein of 174 amino acids. NCBI's taxonomy places the organism in Eukaryota, Metazoa, Chordata, Aves, Passeriformes, Tyrannidae. Gene Ontology annotation, biological process: cell surface receptor signaling pathway; positive thymic T cell selection.